AUGUCUGACUCCAUCCCCUCUGCCCACUCUGAACCCGGCGCCGUCGACCAGCACCGCCCCGCAAACGCGGAAGACCGCAAAGCCGCCGCUGCCCUUUCCUCUCUGAACACCACUGAGAUCGGUGCGGACUCAGGUGCCAAGCCGCCUGUAUCCGCCGACCAGGAGGCACUGGGGAAGGCGAUGAGCCGGUUGGAGAUCGCUGCGGGGCAGGAUGCCGGCAAGAAGACGGCUGGGCCGCAGAAGGAGGCAGAGGUAGUCAGGAAGAAAGCCGUGAAAGUUACCUCGGAAGACAUUAGCCUCUUGGUCGAGCAGUUAGAUUUAACGAAGGUCAAGGCGACAGAGCUCUUGAAAUCCAAUAAUGGAGAUGCUAAGCAGGCGAUCAAGGCUUUUAUAACUCCUGUCGCUAUCUGCUAG
Aspergillus bombycis is the source of this 414-nucleotide messenger RNA. RefSeq names its product huntingtin-interacting protein K. The transcript is spliced from 2 exons. Gene Ontology annotation, biological process: protein stabilization; negative regulation of apoptotic process. The record is from RefSeq and is a predicted model, not a curated record. Bases 1 to 414 code for a protein of 137 amino acids. NCBI's taxonomy places the organism in Eukaryota, Fungi, Ascomycota, Eurotiomycetes, Eurotiales, Aspergillaceae.